GGCUGGUGCGAACCCUUGGCCAGGCAGAGGGCCAUGCUGGGCGGUUAGAAGCCGCAGGGGCGCCCUAGUCUGACUGAAGGACUGUCUCCUCCGUCGCCAUGAAGAAGCUUUUCACCUUCUGGAGAAGGAGUGAUGGGCCCCACAGCCCUUCCUCAUGGCAGCUCCUCCGCGGGGCCGCCGUCGCUCCCCAGGUGCUCUCUGGCUACAGCCUUCGAGAUGGGGGUUUGAAGCCACUUCAUAAAGCUGCUGCACUAGGGGACCUGAACAAGGUGAAGGAGUGUCUGCUGCUCAAGAAACAUGAUGUGAACACUCGGGACAGAAAAGACAGGACACCUUUGCACCUGGCCUGUGCUUUUGGAUGUUCAAAUAUUGUGUCUUUCUUAAUUGAGAAACAAUGCAAAAUAAACGUCUGCGAUAGAGAAAAAAAAUCUCCAUUGAUUAAGGCAGUGCAGUGUAAAAAGGAGGCUUGUGCUGCUAUGCUUCUAGACCAAGGUGCAGACCCAAAUCUGGCGGAUUUCGAUGGCAAUACUGCUCUUCAUUAUGCUGUCUAUGGUCAAAGUGUCGCAUUAGUAAAAAAGCUGCUUGAACACAAAGCUAAUCUUGAAGAAAAAAAUAAGGAUGGGUACACUCCACUUUUACUUGCUGUUACUGAAAACAAUGCAGAAAUGGUGGAAUUUCUUCUGAAGAGAGGAGCAGAUGCGAAUGCUUCAGAUGAUUAUCAAAGAACAGCCCUUAUGAUUGCUCUAAGUGAUGAACCAACAAAUUUGGUUAGUCUUCUUCUUCAGCAAGAAGUGGACCUAUCUUGCCAAGAUAUUUAUGGAUUCACAGCUGAGGAAUAUGCUUCUUUUAAUGGUUUUACAAUAUAUCAUCAUUUAAUUGCUAGUUAUGGAAAGAAGAAGAAAGUUAAAAAGAUACCUUAUAAAGGUACAACCUUGGACACUUCAUUUGAUACAGAAGAACUGGAGGAAGAUGUGUAACCUCAUUUCUGCAAAUCCAUCGCUGCUGCCUUGAAUUAGAAAAAUCUAUAUCGAAAGAGCAGUUAAGUGAACUAUCACAGCAUUUUCACUGACUACUUCUUUGAAGAAAAGUUUAUUAAAUUGAGAACAGUUUUCACCAUAGAGGAUGUGAAGAAAUUUCAAAAGACAAAAUGUCUAUCUUAGUAACUAUAUCAGCUGAAAAGAUACAAUUGUGUUCAGUAUGUAGGUAGAAAAAAACUUUUUAGUCAAAAUACUAAAUGAAAUGUUUGUAAAAGUAAACUUUGCAAUAUAUUGUGUCAGGCAUGCAUUAGAACAUUUAAAUAAAAUAAAAUAUUAAUGUGUUGGCUAUAAAUA
Molecule: messenger RNA, 1331 nt
Organism: Eptesicus fuscus (big brown bat)
Lineage: Eukaryota; Metazoa; Chordata; Mammalia; Chiroptera; Vespertilionidae
Gene: ANKRD7
Product: ankyrin repeat domain 7
Exons: 7
Coding region: 99-977 (292 amino acids)
Molecular function (GO): protein binding
Source: RefSeq, a predicted model, not a curated record